Molecule: messenger RNA, 2372 nt
Organism: Arachis ipaensis
Lineage: Eukaryota; Viridiplantae; Streptophyta; Magnoliopsida; Fabales; Fabaceae
Product: DEAD-box ATP-dependent RNA helicase 52-like
Molecular function (GO): nucleic acid binding; RNA helicase activity; ATP binding
Source: RefSeq, a predicted model, not a curated record
AUGACUACAUUAAGAGUUCUCUUGUUUGUAGCUGUCCCGAAGCGAUGGUUUCUCCAACAAUUGGACGUAAACACUGCUUUUCUUCACGGUGACUUACUCGAAGAGGUAUACAUGCGGGUUCCUCAAGGACUAGCAACACCUCCAGGUUUCACUGCAAUUUUGGCAUAUGUGGAUGAUCUUGUUUUGGCGGGGGAUGAUGCCAAUGAGAUUGAACACAUCAAAUCAGUUCUGGAUGCCAGAUUCAGCAUCAAAGAUUUAGAAAAACUCAAAUACUUAUUGAGAAUGGAGGUUACUUAUAACACAAAGGGAUUGGCAUUGUAUCAAAAGAAGUAUACAACAGAUCUCUUAGAGAAAUUUGGGCUAUUGGAGCACUUCUUCUGGCCCCGCGCCACGUGGCACUUCAACCACCUUGACCUGAACGCUGAAGACGACACCACCUCCGGCGCCGGCGGGGGAAUCAACUUCGAGGCGUACGAAUCUGUACCGGUGGAGGUUAGCGGCGACGAAGUUCCCCUGCCGGUGGAAUCGUUCGUGGAAACCGAUUUCCACCAAGUGCUGAAGACGAACAUCGAGCGGUGCAAGUACGUGAAGCCUACGCCGAUUCAGCGCCACGCCAUUCCCAUUGCUUGCGCCGGCCGUGACUUGAUGGCCUGCGCGCAGACUGGGUCCGGUAAAACGGCGGCGUUUUGCUUCCCGAUCAUUUCUGUUAUUCUUAAGAAUCGUCGUCCGGGGUUUACUUCUGUGGUUCGUGAUCGUGGCGGCACUGUUUCAUAUCCAACGUCACUUAUUCUUUCUCCUACUAGAGAAUUAUCUUGCCAAAUACAUGAUGAAGCGAAGAAGUUUGCUCAUCAAACUGGAGUGAAGGUUGUUGUUGCUUAUGGUGGAGCUGCAAUAACUCAGCAGCUGCGGAAUUUAGAGAAGGGUGUUGAUAUACUUGUUGCUACUCCUGGGAGGUUGGUGGAUAUCAUUGAAAGAGGGAGGGUUUCUUUGACAAGGAUAAAGCUUCUUGCUUUGGAUGAGGCUGAUCGAAUGUUGGACAUGGGGUUUGAGCAGCAGAUACGCAAGAUUGUUGAGCAGAUGGACAUGCCUCCACCUGGUGUUAGGCAAACUAUGCUUUUCAGCGCUACAUUCCCUGAUGAUAUUCAGAAGCUUGCAUCUGACUUUCUAUCAAACUACAUAUUCCUAUCUGUUGGAAGGGUUGGUUCUAGCACUGAAUUGAUUGUGCAGAAAGUUGAAUAUGUUGAGGAUAAUGAAAAGAUUAACCAUCUAAUGGAUCUACUCCAUGGUCAAAAUGCACGUGGCGCCAACGGGAAGCCUGCUUUGACUCUUGUAUUUGUUGAAACAAAGAGGGGAGCGGAUAAUUUAGAAUCUACCUUGACGAGAAAAGGGUUUCGUGCUAUUGCAAUACAUGGUGACAAAGUUCAAAUGGAAAGGGAACGAGCUUUAAGAUCCUUCAAAAAAGGUGCGACUCCUAUCAUGGUGGCGACAGAUGUUGCUUCCAGAGGUUUGGAUAUCCCGCAUGUGGCCCAUGUCAUCAAUUAUGAUUUGCCAAGAAACAUUGAUGACUAUGUUCACAGAAUUGGCAGAACUGGCCGUGCUGGCAAAUCUGGUUUUGCCACUGCCUUCUUCAGCUACAAGAACAAUCAUCUUGCAAAGCCUCUUGUUGACCUUUUGCAGGAAGCAAAGCAAGAAAUUCCUUCUUGGCUGAGCCAAUAUGCUGGUGAGUCUUCAUCAUAUGAUGGCACUGGUGGUAGCCAUCCAUCUCAGCAGUAUGGUGGUCGUGACUUCCGAAAUGUUACUGAACCUGAAGUGGAGAAUUAUGACAACCACUCCACUACUUUUGGCGAUUCAUAUAAUGCUGAUUAUACAUUUGACAUAAAAGACUCCAAUGAAUAUGCUGAUUCAUCAUCUUAUGAGAUGGCAAAUUCAGUUCCUCCUGCUACCAGUUGUCAUUAUACUUAUGCCAAUACUGACUUGUAUGGAGGUGGCAACGUUGAAGAUGGUCCUGGAGGUUAUGCAUCGAUUGUUGCAACUGGAUGGGACUAGAUAGAUUGUUCAAUUAUUUUACUUUUGUGUUUUGUAUGGAACUAAAUUUAUGCCAUAUAUACAGUUAUGUCGUGUAGUUAUCCCACCUUAGGUGGUAACAUUAACCCUUUAUGUUUUGGGUCUUAUUACAAGUAACAGAAGAAGCUCAAUCUGUAGAUGCUAGCUAGUGCACUAUCAGUGUCUUUGUGCCAAAUACUUGGUGUGGGUUUGUUUUGACAAAUGAUAGUUGACUUAUAGAUCACAAUGAUUAUUUUGCUGUUUAAUCUUCGAUACCAAUAAUUUAAGAAUCGCUAUCAAACUUGUAAUAUCUACGUGAAUGACUGAUC